CCUGCCACCGCUCCGCCGGCACAGCCCAGGGGAGCCCGAGAGCGGCAGAGCCUGCGAGCCGGGGAGGGAGGGAGCAGAGAAGGGAAGGAGCGAGGGCGCGCCCGGGUUCUCCCUCUGCCCUGCUGCCCGCCCUUCCUGCUGCUACAGCUUGUCUGUUCCAGACACCCUGGAGUCCCUUCAGACCAGCCCAGAGGGCGCGCACCUGCCAGCCGCCCCUGACCUCGCAGGCCAGGCGGCCCCCGAGCCUGAGAAGAUGGCCAAGCCCGAGACCGACUGCCGCUCACCUGUCGGCCUCGACUGCUGCAAUUGCUGUCUGGACCUGGCCCACCGCAGCGGGCUCCAGGGAGACAGCGGCGGGGACAACAACAACCCGGGCAGCCCUACCGUGAGCAACUUUCGGCAGCUGCAGGAGAAGCUGAUCUUCGAGAACCUCAACACCGAUAAGCUCAACAGCAUAAUGCGGCAGGAUUCGCUAGAGCCCGUGCUGCGGGACCCCUGCUACCUGAUCAACGAGGGCAUCUGCAACCGCAACAUCGACCAGACCAUGCUCUCCAUCCUGCUCUUUUUCCACAGUGCCUCUGGAGCCAGCGUGGUGGCCAUAGACAACAAGAUCGAGCAGGCCAUGGAUCUGGUGAAGAAUCAUCUGAUGUAUGCUGUGAGAGAGGAGGUAGAGAUCCUGAAGGAGCAGAUCCGAGAGCUGGUGGAGAAGAACUCCCAGCUGGAGCGUGAGAAUACCCUCUUGAAGACCCUGGCGAGCCCGGAGCAGCUGGAGAAGUUCCAGUCCCGUCUGAGCCCUGAAGAGCCAGCUCCUGAAACCCCACAAGCGCCUGAGGCCCCCGGUGGUUCUGCGGUGUAAGUGGCUCUGUCCUCAGGGUGGACAGAGCCACUAAACUUGUUCUACCUAGUUCUUUCCAGUUUGUUUUGGCUCCCCAAGCGUCAUCUCACGUGGAGAACUUUACACCUAGCAUAGCUGGUGCCAAGAGAUGUCCCAAGGACAUGGCCACCUGGGUCCACUCCAGUGACAGACCCCUGACAAAGAGCAAGUCCCUGGAGGCUGAGUUGCAUGGGGUCUUGUCACCCCAAGCCAGUGAGCCUCUAAUGCCACCGCGCCCUAGGGGCUCCCAGAGCCUGGGCAACUUAGCUGUGACUGGCAAAGGAGAAAGGUAGUUUGAGAUGUGACGCCAGUUAGUUCCAGAAAGUAUCAGGGGUCUGUUUUUCAUUUCCAUGGACAUCUUCAGCAGCUUCACCUGACAAUGACUGUUCCUAUGAAGAAGCCACUUGUGUUUUAAGCAGAGGCAACCUCUCUCUUUUCCCCCGCCUCGCCAAGGCAGGGCCACAGAUGGGAGAGAUUGAGCCAAGUCAGCCUUCUGUUGGUUAAUAUGGUCUAAUGCAUGGCUUUGUGCACAGCCCAGUGUGGGAUUACGGCUUUGGGAUGACCGCUUACAAAGUUCUGUUUGGUUAGUAUUGGCAUAGUUUUUCUAUAUAGCCAUACAUGCGUAUAUAUACCCAUAGGGCUAGAUCUAUAUCUUAGUGUAGCGAUGUAUACAUAUACACAUACACCUACGUGUCGAAGGGCCUAACCAGCUUUGGGAAUAUUGACUGGUUCCUUAUCUCUUAAGGCUAAUUCUUUGACUGUGUUCAUUUACCAAGUUGAUCCAGUUUGUCCUUUAGGUUAAAUAAGACUAAAGCGUAAAGACAGGGAGGGGGCCAGCCUCUGAAUGUGGCCACAGAUGCCUUGCUGCUGCAACCCUUGCCCCAUCUGUCCCCUGAAGACUUGUGAGGUCCUCUUUUAAAAGCCAAACCCACCAUUCACUGGUGCUGACUACAAAGAAUGGGUUUGAGAGAAGAUCAGCUAGGACUUCACAUUGCCAUUCAAAACUCUUCUCUCUUUUUUUUUUAUGUUUGUGGGAAACUUUCAAGUGAACAGAAUGAUUGCCUUGCUGGUGUCCUCAUGUGGACAAGGGAUGGACGAGGGAACGGCUUUGACCUGACGGUGCCUGGGUGAUGUGCUCAGGGAGCUUGUCUCUAGCGGGUUCAGUGAACACUUUCCACUUUCUGACACCUGAUCCUGAUGUAUGUUUCCAGGAUUUGGAUUUUGAUUUUUCAGAUGUAGCUUGAAAUUUCAAUAAACUUUGCUCUUUUUUUUUCUAAAAAUAAA
This is a messenger RNA of Equus caballus (horse), 2158 nucleotides long. RefSeq names its product TSC22 domain family member 3 (gene TSC22D3). The record is from RefSeq and is a predicted model, not a curated record. Gene Ontology annotation, biological process: regulation of transcription by RNA polymerase II; negative regulation of activation-induced cell death of T cells. Lineage: Eukaryota; Metazoa; Chordata; Mammalia; Perissodactyla; Equidae.